Molecule: messenger RNA, 2481 nt
Organism: Amborella trichopoda
Lineage: Eukaryota; Viridiplantae; Streptophyta; Magnoliopsida; Amborellales; Amborellaceae
Product: serine protease SPPA, chloroplastic
Cellular component (GO): membrane
Molecular function (GO): peptidase activity
Source: RefSeq, a predicted model, not a curated record
UCCACCCCUGCAGUGACACGCGCGCUAUGUCCCGCUCUCUUUCUCUCUCUAAAAAGUCUUCUUCCCUCUCUGUCUCCGACUCUCUCGCUCUAAAUCUUCUUCCCUCUCCUUCUUCCUGUUCUCUCUCUAAAAAUCCUUCUUCCAACUCUCUAUCUCCUCUCUCACUUUAAUCUUACCAUUGCUCAUAUCUCUGUCCUGAACUCCAUUCUUUCAUUUCCCCUCUUCUUUCUCUCUGUAACUUCCGAAAAAUGCGGCGCGCGCCCUAUCAAUUCCAAACCCGAAUUCGAUCCCUUCAAUCCACAGCCAUCGACCAUGGCCCAAGACCUCCGUGCCUACUCAAAAUGGCCUGGAACUUAAAGCAAGGAGCUCUUGCUUUAAUAAGUAGACCUUCUUUUCAGAGGUUGCUAUCGACAAGGGCUUCUGUCGGGGACAAACAAGAGGUCUCUUCUGAUGAAUCUAGGGUUUCACUUUCAGAUGGAAAUGGAAGCGUUAAAGGGUACGAUUAUCCAACGGGUGAGUUCGAGUUUGAGAAGUUCGACGGCUGGAAAAGGUUCGCGGUUAAGCUUAGGAUGCUGAUCGCUUGGCCAUGGGAAAGGGUGAAGAAGGGCAGCGUCUUGCACAUGAAGAUUCGUGGCCAGAUCUUUGAUCAGCUACAAGGACGUUUCUCUUCCAAGUUAUCUCUCCCUCAAAUAUGUGAAAAUUUUAUAAAGGCAGCUUAUGAUCCUCGUAUCGCUGGUAUAUAUCUUCAAAUUGAGCCCCUUAAUUGUGGAUGGGGGAAAGUUGAAGAAAUUCGAAGACAUAUUGUCGAUUUUAAAAAAUCAGGAAAAUUUAUCAUCGGUUAUGUCCCUCUAUGUAGAGAGAAGGAGUAUUACCUUGCUUGUGCAUGUGGGGAACUUUAUAUGCCUCCAGGGGCUUAUAUAGGUUUAUUAGGUUUGAAGGUUCAAGCGUCAUUUCUUGGUGGAGUCUUUGAGAAAGUGGGAAUUGAGCCACAAAUACAACGUAUCGGAAAAUAUAAAAGUGCCGGUGAUCAACUCUCAAGCAAGAGCAUGUCAAAAGAAAUCUGUGAGAUGCUCACUGCAUUACUUGACAACAUUUAUGGAAACUGGUUAGACACAAUUUCAUCUACUCAAGGUAAGAAGCGGGAGGACAUCGAGAAACUGCUCAAUGAAGGAAUUUAUCAGGUGGAAAGCCUGAGGGAUGAAGGUUGGAUCACAAACAUCAGUUAUGAUGACGAGGUGGUUUCAAUGCUAAAAAAGAGAUUGGGGCCAAGUAAAGAGAAAAAUCUUCUCACAGUUGAUUACAGGAAAUACUCGAGAGUCAGUAAAUGGACCCUAGGAUUGACAGGGGGAACUGACCAAAUUGCUAUAAUAAGAGCUUCUGGAGGCAUUAGCCGUAUUCGUGGCCGCUUCAGUGUUCCUGAGAGAGGUAUCAUUGGUGAACAGUUCAUUGAGAAGAUCCGUAAUUUACGAGAGUCAAAGAAAUAUAAGGCUGUGAUCUUAAGAAUUGACAGCCCAGGAGGUGAUGCUCUUGCUUCAGAUUUAAUGUGGAGGGAGAUCAGGCUUCUAGCUGAAUCUAAACCUGUGAUUGCUUCCAUGGCUGAUGUAGCUGCCAGUGGAGGUUAUUACAUGGCCAUGGCAGCAGGAGUGAUAGUUGCAGAAAGUCUUACGUUGACAGGUUCAAUCGGAGUUGCUACAGGAAAAUUCAGCUUAAAGAAUUUGUAUGAAAGGAUUGGUUUCAACAAGGAGACAAUAUCAAGAGGCAAAUAUGCCGAGCUUGAUGAUGAUCAGCGACCAUUUAGGCCAGAUGAGGAAGAACUGUUUGCCAAGCUUGCACAGAAGAUAUAUAAGCAAUUCCUAGACAAAGCAGCUUUGUCAAGAUCAAUGACUGUGGAUCAGAUGGAAGCGGUAGCACAAGGCAGGGUGUGGACAGGCAAGGAUGCUGCUUCUCGGGGUUUGGUGGAUGCAAUUGGAGGUCUAUCCCGAGCAGUUGCCAUUGCAAAACAGAAGGCCAACAUACCAGAAGAUAGAAAGGUCACAUUGGUUGAGGUAACAAAAAGCCGACCUUUCGCAGAGGUUGUUGGUGGAAUAUUUGCUUCUUUUCUAGGGCUGGAUGGAUCAAUGAAGGACCUAUGGCAUGAGCUCUCAUCUUCCGAAGGAGUUCAAGCCCGAAUGGAUGGCAUUAUUCUUGAAGGGAUUGAGUCCUCUCCUUUAGAGGAUUCCAUUUUAUCAUUGAUUAAAGAUUACCUGAGCUCUUUUUGAUCAGGGUUUCCUUUUUGUUGAUCCUCACAAAAUGGUGAUUUGAUUUUACUUGGGAUUUGGUGAAUUCUCUGAUGCAAUAUUUGAUAAUUAUACGAUCAAUUUUGUGUUAUAGUAGUUGCCAUGAUGCACCAUGUAUAUAGAUACGGUCAUUGUGCAUGCAAUUUGCAAAGUCUGUAACUUAUGGCCUUUUAAGUGCCUCGCCAGAAAGCAAACAGUUAAUGCA